GCCUAAGUUCAUGUGAAUGUGAAAAUGAAAAGACUUCUAGUAAUAGUAAAAUAUCGAUCUAUAUUAAAUUAUGGAUUAUACAGACAAUUCUCUACAUUUCACGAAGAUUUUCAACAAAAUCAUAUUGAAACAAAUCUUUUACAAAGAACUCUUCUAUCUGUAGGUUCCGCUGCAGUAUCAAUUUUAAAUCCUUACAGGGGAGAUAUGAUAGCUUGUUUGGGUGAAACAACUGGAGAUAAUGCAGCUAAAUACGUUUUAAAGAAAAUGCAAAAUUCAAAUGAAGGUUCCAGAAUACUUGCAGAAAAACCCAGGGUAAAUACUAGAACUGUAGAUAUGGAACAUCUAGCUCAGUUACCUGAUGGUACCAUAGGAAAGACUUAUAGUAAUUUUUUGAAUGAAAAUAAAGUUACACCCGAUUCUAGAUUACCUGUACAAUUUAUUGAUGAUCCGGAAUUAGCUUAUGUUGUACAAAGAUAUCGAGAAGUUCAUGAUUUAAUACAUACAGUGCUGCAAAUGCGGACUAAUAUGCUAGGCGAAGUAACAGUUAAAUGGGUCGAGGCAAUUCAAACCAAGUUCCCCAUGUGUAUAGGAGGUGCUAUCUUUGGACCAAUUAGAUUACUCCCGAAACAUCGACAAUUAUAUUUACAGCAUUAUUUACCGUGGGCUGUCAAAACUGGUACCAAAGCAGAGUUUUUAUUGAACAUUUAUUUCGAAAAGAGGUGGGAACAACCUCUUAAUGAAUUUUAUAGGGAAAUGAAAAUAGAACCUUUGAAGUUUUAAUUCCAGUAGUGUUUAUUGAGGAUUAUUUAUUUAUUUAUACAAAAUUGAACAAUUGUUUCAAGAUAAAAUUGUAUUAUAUUUAUCGAAAAAGUUUGUAAUUUGACUGUUUAUACAUCUAUUAGAUUAUAAUAAAUUAUUUUUUAAAAUGA
Diorhabda sublineata is the source of this 929-nucleotide messenger RNA. RefSeq names its product ubiquinone biosynthesis protein COQ4 homolog, mitochondrial. The record is from RefSeq and is a predicted model, not a curated record. The transcript has a single exon. Gene Ontology annotation, cellular component: mitochondrion; mitochondrial inner membrane. Bases 25 to 780 code for a protein of 251 amino acids. Gene Ontology annotation, biological process: ubiquinone biosynthetic process. NCBI's taxonomy places the organism in Eukaryota, Metazoa, Arthropoda, Insecta, Coleoptera, Chrysomelidae.